Patiria miniata (bat star) is the source of this 1331-nucleotide messenger RNA. RefSeq lists its product as uncharacterized. NCBI's taxonomy places the organism in Eukaryota, Metazoa, Echinodermata, Asteroidea, Valvatida, Asterinidae. The transcript is spliced from 3 exons. The coding region runs from base 717 to 1166 and encodes 149 amino acids. The record is from RefSeq and is a predicted model, not a curated record.
CGAGCUCACAUACCGCUCGCAACGCGGUACGGUCCCAACUACGGGGAUUUCAAAAGCGCCGCCCGUCGUGCUUUCAGGGUACGAUAGCAGUGCAGAGUAUAUGCGGGUACGCGUAUACGCAAUUUAUAUCGCCAUACCGUAGAACCGCUAACAUCACGUAGGACUAGUGCACGCAAGAUUACCAUUUGAUGUGUGGUCAUCAAGUACGUCCUCGGUCCAUCCCGCCUUCAUGUGUUUGUUUGUGUGACUGGUUGAAGUGUGUAAAUCGGGAAAUGUUGGGUGGGUGAUUGAUUGAAGUAGUGGAUGCACAUCUCAGACUUGUACCAAGCGGUACAGAUGGACGGUGAACGCGUGUACAUCACUCCCUCUCUGCCUGCCGAGGUGAGCCAGUAACUCAUCACCUGUAUGGUUCAUUUAGCUCGUCAUCAUACGGGGAAGGAGAAGAGAUCGACUAGGGAGGUUAUAGCCACGCAGCGAGUCGUGGUCGUGCACGGCAAACCAACGAACCACUGACACACUACGGCAAGCGAUAUCCGAGAGUGUCACAGCCCGUAGGCUGAAGACCAUUUCCCCAUGACUAAUACACCGCCUGGUACGGCGCGACAUCUCAACCAGCGAGUCUUAUAUAAAUCACAGAUUUAUCCACGGGAGGAGAACAUUUCGAGGUGGAGACGGUGUCUGGAGUAUUUUCGGUUAGUAAAAUAGUACUCGACAUCAUGCAGAUAGGCGUUGCCUGCACGCUCCAAGCAGCUCUGGCCAUCAUUCUGCUGCGGCUAAUGUCAUGCGCCAAAUCAAUGGAGUGUUUCUACUGCCCGGCCACCUCAACCAGCGAAGACGAAUGCAGGAAAGCAGGAGCCAUACAGCAAUGUACAGUGGGUUUCAAUACCUGCUUCACGCAAAUCAAAUACCAAGGCGGAAGCAACUACCUGCCCAAGACGGUCACGCGAAGCUGUGUGGACGACACUUUUUGUGACGCGGAGAAAAAGACAUACAACAAUGGCGAGUGCGAAAUAAGCGAGGACGACUACGUCUGCGUCUGGUGUUGCCAUGACAACAACUGCAACCUCUUGUCUUCUGCUGAAAGGUCAAAGGUUAAUCACAUUUUGCUAUUGGGCGGAGUCGUCAUGGUGACAUAUCUGACCGGUGAAAUCAUGUGGCACUGGUAGAAGAUCCUACCUGGUUUACCCUGUGUGACAUUUUGACGGUGAAUAUGAAGACUUUUUGAUCAUCAAGUGUUGCGAAAUCGCGGUUUUACUUCUUACAAGUCAUGAAAGAUGUGCGGACAUUUUCAGAUCAUCAAAAGAUGAUUUGUGCUUGUAUAGUGUACAUUG